UCGGCUUUCCGUAGAUAUGAUUCUGUUUCCAUGGCGAUCAUCCAUGGCGGAUGCUACGGAGUUAUUAGCUUGAAUAGCGAUCGAAGGGAACCGACUGUUUGUAAAUACUUUCAGAUUCGUUUGAUAUCUACUAACUAGGUACAAAAAAAGUUAUCCUGUAAUUUUAGAUGCUAACUUGUUCUUCGUUGCCGGCGACUCAAAGCGUUAGCUUAUUGCUAACAGCUAGCUAAUUAGCUACAAACAGCCUGCGGUGUUUGGGAAGGAAAGCAGUGCAAAAAUGUCUUUCAGAGACCUUAGAAAUUUUACGGAAAUGAUGAGGGCCUUAGGGUACCCGCGCUUAAUAUCGAUGGAGAAUUUCAGGACACCCAACUUUGUCUUAGUGGCAGAAAUCCUUACCUGGCUUGUAAAGAGAUACGAACCUAAUCUUGAUAUCCCCACUGAUGUGGACACAGAGUCAGACCGAGUGUUUUUCAUCAAGGCUGUGGCUCAGUUUAUGGUGACCUAUGCGACAAAGGCUCACAUCAAGUUGAAUACCAAACACCUCUACCAAGCAGAUGGCUACGCAGUGAAAGAGAUGCUAAAGAUUGCCUCGAUGCUUUACGGCGCCAUGAAAACCAAGCAGAUGGCGCUGGAGGAUAUAGUGGAAGAAGAAAACAGCAAGUUUAAGUUUGACCUUGGCUCACGGAUUUCGGAUGUUAAAACAGCUCGUCAGCUGGCCUCGGAAGUCACAUCCAAAGGAGCAUCUUUAUACGAUUUACUGGGGAAAGAGGUGGAACUGAGGAAAAUGAGAAGCGCUGCCAUCGCUCGACCUCUUGAUAUUAACGAGACAGAAAAAGCCCUGAGAGCUGCCAUCAAGGAGGUUCUGCAAAGCGUGGAAAAGACCAAAGAGAUGCUAAAUAAUAUCGUCUCAGAUGAGAACAGCUUAGACGCCAAGAUCGUGAAGAAAAAACAAGACCUGGAGCGGCAGCAGAAGAGGCUGCAGACCCUGCAGAGCGUCAGGCCAGCAUUCAUGAGCGAAUAUGAGAAGAUAGAAGAAGACCUGCAGAAGCACUACGAGGUGUACGUGGAGAAGUUCAGAAACCUCAGCUUCCUGGAGUCUCAACUGAAGGAAUACCACAGACUAGAACAGGAAAAGUUUGAGGAAGCUGAGAACAAUCUGAGGAUAAUGCAGCACAAACUGAGAGAGGAGGAGCGAGAUCUGAUGAGGGGUUCCUUGAAAGACUCCGACUCAGACCUGGACGUUCCAGAGGACGAAGGGUCAGACAGCGACUUUGAAGAAWCUCGGCCCUCUAAACCUCGACUCACCAGGAACGGCCUCAUGGCAGGGAGAGGGGCGCGUUUUAUCGGUAACAUGCAAGGUGGUGACAGUGAUGAGGUGUUUUCAGCUGUCAGCAAAAAGUCAUCCAUUCAUUCCAAAAAACUGCGAAAAGGAAAGAGCGAAGACAGUGAGAUUGAUGUGGAUGAGGAUGACGAAGAAGGCGAGGAUGAGGAGGAUGAGGAGGACGAGAGCAAGGAUUUGGACAAUGACAGUCUGGACGGCUCGAUGUCAAAGAACAACCGACCUUCCAGGGGGGGCGUGAGACCCCCUCUGCUGGAGGAAAGUGAUGAUGACUUCUGAAUGAACACAUGAACCAUAGACUGUUUUGUUUUUCUUUAUAGUUUUGACAUAAACACAAACACGUUCAUUGGUGUUUCUUUAUUCCAGCUCAGGUUUAUCAAUUUUGUAUCAAUUCACCUAUUUAUUCUUAACAUAAAUCGUGUUUUUUUAUAUUUGCUUGAAUUAUUUACCAAAAUUAAAAAAUACAUAACUCUUUUAA
Austrofundulus limnaeus is the source of this 1817-nucleotide messenger RNA. RefSeq names its product clusterin associated protein 1 (gene ift38). The record is from RefSeq and is a predicted model, not a curated record. Bases 278 to 1618 code for a protein of 446 amino acids. Gene Ontology annotation, cellular component: microtubule organizing center; intraciliary transport particle B; cilium. Gene Ontology annotation, biological process: cilium assembly. The transcript has 14 exons. Lineage: Eukaryota; Metazoa; Chordata; Actinopteri; Cyprinodontiformes; Rivulidae.